This is a messenger RNA of Scatophagus argus, 2019 nucleotides long. Its product is annotated as claudin-3-like. The record is from RefSeq and is a predicted model, not a curated record. Gene Ontology annotation, biological process: bicellular tight junction assembly; cell adhesion. Bases 180 to 1334 code for a protein of 384 amino acids. Gene Ontology annotation, molecular function: structural molecule activity. Lineage: Eukaryota; Metazoa; Chordata; Actinopteri; Scatophagidae. Gene Ontology annotation, cellular component: plasma membrane; bicellular tight junction. The transcript is spliced from 2 exons.
CAUUCAAACAAGGUGGGACUGAAGAUAAUUUGAACUCUUCACCGACCAAUAACCCAGUGACUCCACCUUCUGCUCUAAAGAAAUCUGCUGCUUAUAUGUGCAAUCAUCACUGUGGAGAACACUUGAACUGCUGAGAUAGAGAAGACUCCUGUGCACUUUGACUCACACAGAGCUCAGACAUGCCUUCAGCGGGACUGGAGAUACUUGGAGUGACUCUGGCUGUCUUGGGAUGGAUCUCAGCCAUUGUAUCAUGUGUCUUGCCCAUGUGGAGAGUGUCAGCUUUCAUUGGGAUGAACAUUGUCACAGCCCAGAUCACCUGGGAAGGCAUCUGGAUGAACUGCGUGGUCCAAAGCACCGGUCAGAUGCAGUGUAAAAUCCAUGACUCCAUGUUGGCUCUCAGCGCAGAUCUUCAGGCCGCCCGUGCCCUCACUAUCAUCUCCAUCGUGGUGGGCAUUGUGGGACUCUUGGUGGCCAUGAUGGGAGCUAAAUGCACCAACUGCGUGGAAGAAGAGUCAGCCAAGGCUCGGGUGAUGAUAGCCGCUGGGGUGGCCUUCAUCCUGGCUUCCCUGACCCAGCUGAUCCCUGUGUCCUGGUCUGCCCAUACUAUUGUCAUGGAGUUCUACAAUCCAGUCAUACCUGAGGCACAGAAGAGGGAGAUAGUCAGCAGCAGAAGAAGACAUUUCAGUAUGUCUAUAGGGCUGGAGUUGAUAGGCAUCUCCCUGUGCAUUUUGGGAUGGAUUAUUGCCAUUGUGGCGUGCGCCCUCCCCAUGUGGAGGGUGACGGCUUUCAUCGGCAGCAACAUCGUGACGGCUCAGAUCAUCUGGGAGGGCCUGUGGAUGACUUGUGUGGUCCAGAGCACAGGCCAGAUGCAGUGUAAGGUCUACGAUUCCAUGCUCGCCCUCUCCCAAGACCUCCAAGCUGCCCGCGCCCUCACCGUCAUCUCCAUCCUGUUAGCCAUCCUGGCUGUGCUCAUAGCCAUCGCCGGGGCCAAGUGCACCAACUGCAUUGACGAUGAGGCAUCCAAGGCGAAGGUGAUGAUCAUCUCCGGGAUCUUCUUCAUUGUUUCUGGGGUCAUGCAGCUCAUUCCUGUCUCCUGGUCGGCCAACACCAUAAUCAGAGACUUCUACAACCCUUUACUCACUGACGCUCAGCGGAGGGAGCUGGGAGCCGCGCUGUACAUCGGCUGGGCGGCCGCUGCCCUCCUGAUUCUUGGUGGCGGGCUGCUCUGCUGCUCUUGUCCGCCACGUGAGCCCAGAUACAACCCUUCACGAAUGGCUUACUCGGCCCCGCGAUCUGCAGGCGGCCCGGGGUUGGAAAGGAAAGAUUAUGUGUGAAUGAAGGUAAAAGAGGAAAAGACAUUACUGAAUGUCAGACCUGCUCUCCACACCAAAGUGCGUGUGUACCGAGGAACAGAGCUCCAGGAAACAAAGAGACUCCGAUGUGAAGGAUGUGUUUGGUUUUCCCUUUAAUGUCAUGUAUCUCUGAUUUAGGCUCUUUGUUUUCCAAAGACUGAAAAAGUAAGCUAAGGACACUGAGAUGGAAAUUUCCCUUAAUCAAAGCAAAAAGCAAAGGAAGUUAUGCUCUGUGCUUUUAAAGGUCAACACACCAAAAGUUAUCAUAUCAUUGUACAAUCAUAUACUUUUUAUACAAUCCUGCCUUCUUAAUGUUUACUGCUGAAUAUUUUUAUGAACACCGCUGUGACUGCGUCUUUAGUCACCUUCAUAAUAAGACACCACUGUGUAUAUAAAGGAAGAACUGGAUGUGGGUGUGGCGGGAUUAUAUGAUCGUCCUAAGAGUGUCUAUAACCACCAGGUGAUAACGGUUUUCAUCGCAGCUUUUAGUGCAGGUGGUUCAGGAUGUGGAAAGCUGAGGAAAGGAGCUAUGAAUGCCUCAGUGUGCACCGAGGCGGCACAAAAGUACCCGAGUUCAUCCAAAACAGGAACUGACUUUGUGUAUUGUAACUGCAGUACAUGUAUCUCAUGAUGUUUUUAAUAAACAUGACAUGUUUUUUUAGAAUAC